AUGACGCGGCUCGGAGUUGACGGUGGCCCGGUGGUCGAGACUAAGAACGGAGCGGCAGCCAAAGGCGGAGCGCGUCCCGAGGGACGUCCCCAGCGGAGACGGAGCAGCGGUGAGCGCAGCUCGCGAGCGAGGGUGAAGCAGCUGAUCCUGGUGGACCCGUGGGGCUUCCCCGAGCGGCCCCUUAACCCGGACCAGGAGCGGCCCGUGCCAAUGUGGGUCAAGGCCAUCGGCUUUGUGCUGAGCCCCUUCAACCCGCUGGCCGGCCUACGCGCCGCCGGGCCAUGGGGGCCCGGCAUGGUGCAGCGCUUCCGGCCGGACUUCAAGCGCAAGUUUUCCAACCUCUUUGACGACGACACCAUCUGCGAGUACAUCUACCACUGCAACGCGCAGACGCCCAGUGGUGAGACGGCCUUCAAGGCCAUGACGAUCCCGUACGGCUGGGCCAAGCGGCCCAUGCUGCACCGCAUCGGCGACCUGGACCCGGCCAUCCCCAUCGCCAUCAUCUACGGCGCCCGCUCGUGGAUCGACAGCAGCUCCGGUGGCAAGGUGGUGGAGGCGCGGCCCGGCUCACGCACGCGCCUCGUGCAAAUACGCGGAGCUGGGCACCACGUGUACGCGGACCAGCCGGAGGACUUCAACAAGAUGGUGGAGCAGAUUUGCGACAGCAUCGACUAAAUGCGGCGCAUGUCCAGGGGGUGGGGAUGGCCCAGGGCAAUCGAGGCCAACAACACCGGGACAACACAAAUGCUGAAGUAAA
Messenger RNA from Lethenteron reissneri (Far Eastern brook lamprey), 757 nucleotides. RefSeq names its product 1-acylglycerol-3-phosphate O-acyltransferase ABHD5-like. NCBI's taxonomy places the organism in Eukaryota, Metazoa, Chordata, Hyperoartia, Petromyzontiformes, Petromyzontidae. Gene Ontology annotation, biological process: phosphatidic acid biosynthetic process; lipid homeostasis. The record is from RefSeq and is a predicted model, not a curated record. Gene Ontology annotation, molecular function: lysophosphatidic acid acyltransferase activity; carboxylic ester hydrolase activity. Gene Ontology annotation, cellular component: lipid droplet; mitochondrion.